GCAACUGGGUCUGGUCUGAUGGUCAAAACUACUACCUUGAUAACUGGCAAGAAAACAUGGAAAAUGCCACUGGAAAAUGUGCUAUGGUCAAGCGCAGUGACAGAAAGAUCUAUGUUGAGGAUUGUGGAAGUCGUCGGUUCUUCAUUUGUCGGAAGUACCAUACCUAUGAUUAUGAGUCCGUGUUCGUACCAGAGGCAAAGACAUGGCCAGAAGCUCAGGACUACUGCAGGACCCACUAUGCCAAUCUGGCCAGUUUUUCAAGCUCCUACUCCAACAGCAUUGUCACUGACAUAGAAUGUCCUAUGUGGAUUGGACUGCACAGAGAUGGAGCAGCAUGGAGCUGGAGCUUGGGGGACUCCAAAUAUAGAAACUGGUUCACAGGAGAGCCGAGUAACAGCGGCGACUGUGGGUCGAUCUACUCAAUAUCGAGGACCAUGGCUUCUGAAAACUGUGAUACUCGUCUACCGUUCCUCUGCAUCUCAGACAAUAUGGUCCUGGUAAAGGAGAACAAGAACUGGGAGGAGGCGCUGGAACACUGCAGAGGCCUACGUUCAUCCACAAACAACGUCCGCUACGAUCUCCUCAGCCUGCAGCCCGAAGACCAACAGGACCUCAUUAUGAACAAGGUCAUGCAGGCUGACACUGACGAGGUGUGGACCGGCCUGUGUUUCCUGGCCGGUGAGUGGCUGUGGGUGAACGGAGCAGAUAUGCUGCACACCGACCUGCCUCUCUGCCCCGCCCCACAUCAACACUGUGGGAUCUUAACCAAGACCAGCGCUGGUGGCAUGGAGGCUAGAGACUGUUCAGAGAGAAAAAACUUCAUCUGUUACAGCUACACCACCUGAAUAAAAUAAUCCAACAUCUGAUACUAUAGCCACAUUAUAUUUGAAAUGUUAUUGUUUACCUAAAUGUCUUUAGAAUAUUUGAAGUAUCAGUUUUCUCUAAUGGAAAUAAAACUGAUAUUUAAGUGUACUCAGUACCAAAUAUCUUAUGUUAUAUUUAAUUUACUUUAUGUGUAAGCAAUAUUCAUUUCUGCUUAGAAAACUGUUUCAUUUUAGUUGGUGAACUGUUUUAUUCAUCUUUGUGCAGUAAUUUAGUAUUUAAUGAACAUCUAUGGUUUCUUCUGUUUGUAAAAUGGCUUAUUGUAUCGCACAGUAACUAGAAUUCACCUUCUUUGGUUUCAUUUCAAAAGCCAAACCCAGGCCUGAAAACACCCAGACCCCUUUGAUCCAGCAAUUAGUCGAAUAGAACCUGUAAAGCAAUUCAGGAACAUAUUACAAGGAAGUAAUUGACAUUUUUUGGCCUGAAAAAGGGUUUAUAAAGUCAUUUUGAAUGCAUUAGGAAAAUUAUGAAUUCUAGUCUUAACAGAACGAGGAGGAUGUCCACCCAUCAGCUAAUGAUGUUAAGCUCAAGAAGCACUUAGUUUAUGCAGCGAGACGAUGAUCUGCAUCGCACCAGCAUGUCCAGACAUUUCUGCAGAGAAACUGAACCUAUAAAGUGGCCCGGUCUUGGACUUAAACCUGAUUAAAAUACCUUUACAUGACCUUAAAUAUGACUUUUCUGUUCAAAAACAUUCCACUGUGGUUCCCCGCAGAGAAGAGUGGACCAAUAUUCCUCUUUUUGA
Molecule: messenger RNA, 1624 nt
Organism: Fundulus heteroclitus (mummichog)
Lineage: Eukaryota; Metazoa; Chordata; Actinopteri; Cyprinodontiformes; Fundulidae
Product: secretory phospholipase A2 receptor-like
Exons: 4
Coding region: 57-845 (262 amino acids)
Source: RefSeq, a predicted model, not a curated record